GGGACUGUGAUGGCCGGAGAGAUGACGGUCUUAGCAAUGAAUAUUUAUUGAACAGUCUUCUACUGGCUAGGAACCAUUGGUGCAGGGGAUACAGCGUGACUGAAACCUGACUUCAAAGAGCUUCCAUUUAUGUUAUCAUCAGGGUUACACACUUUUAAUUCUUCUCCGAAAUAUCACCUCUUCAAGAUGUCCUUAAUUGGAUCAGCUGUUCUGACUCUCCUGUUGGCUGGCUAUUUCACGCAACAGUAUUUACCACUGCCUACUCCUAAGGUGAUUGGAAUUGACCUUGGCACUACCUACUGUUCAGUUGGGGUGUUUUUUCCUGGAACAGGAAAAGUAAAGGUCAUUCCAGAUGAAAAUGGGCACGUCAGCCUACCCAGCAUGGUGUCCUUUACUGACAGCGAUGUUUAUGUGGGGUAUGAAAGCUUAGAGCUGGCCGACUCAAAUCCUCAGAACACAAUAUAUGACGCGAAAAGAUUCAUAGGCAAGAUUUUUACCCCAGAAGAGCUAGAAGCUGAAAUUGGCAGAUACCCAUUUAAGGUUUUAAACAAAAAUGGAAUGGUUGAGUUUUCUGUGACAAGUAAUGAGACCAUCACCGUUUCCCCAGAAUAUGUUGGCUCUAGACUGUUGUUGAAAUUAAAGGAAAUGGCAGAGGAAUAUCUUGGAAUGCCAGUUGCCAAUGCUGUUAUUUCUGUACCAGCAGAAUUUGAUCUAAAACAGAGAAAUUCAACAAUUCAAGCUGCUAAACUUGCAGGACUGAAGAUCUUAAGAGUAAUAAAUGAACCCACAGCAGCAGCUAUGGCCUAUGGUCUCCACAAAGCUGAUGUCUUUCACGUCUUGGUGAUAGAUUUGGGCGGAGGAACUCUAGAUGUAUCAUUGCUGAAUAAACAAGGAGGAAUGUUUUUAACCCGAGCGAUGUCUGGAAACAAUAAACUUGGAGGACAAGACUUCAAUCAAAGAUUGCUUCAGUACUUAUAUAAACAGAUCUAUCAAACAUAUGGCUUCCUACCCUCCAGGAAAGAGGAAAUCCACAGAUUAAGACAAGCUGUAGAAAUGGUCAAAUUAAACCUGACUCUUCAUCAGACUGCCCAGAUGUCGGUAUUACUAACGGUGGAGGAAAAGGACGGGAAGGAACCUCAGAGUAGUGACACUGAACCGCCAAAGGACGAACUUUCCCCAGCAGACAGCCCCCAUGUGAACAGCAUGUUUGGAGCUAGCCUUCCUGAGAAGAAAAUUGGAGAAAGUCAGGUUUUAUUUGAAACAGAAGUAUCACGGAAGCUCUUUGACACCCUUAAUGACGAUCUUUUCCAGAAAAUACUAGUACCCAUUCAGCAAGUGUUAGAAGAAGGACACCUGGAAAAAACUGAGAUUGAUGAGGUGGUUUUGGUUGGGGGCUCAACUCGAAUUCCUCGAAUCCGCCAAGUCAUUCAAGAGUUCUUUGGAAAGGAUCCCAACACAUCUGUAGACCCUGACUUGGCAGUGGUGACAGGGGUGGCUAUCCAAGCAGGGAUUGAUGGAGGCUCUUGGCCUCUCCAAGUCAGUGCGUUAGAAAUUCCCAAUAAGCAUUUACAAAAGACCAACUUCAACUGAAUUAUGGAGGGAUGGUCAUUUGAGAUCUUGUCUGAUGAUCUCUUCCUAUUUAUCAGACCACCUCUGUCCACUAAAUCAAGUCUCUAAAAUAUCUCACACAUUUACCUAAAAGGUAACAUUUAUAUAUAUGAAAUUUUACAGAACAUUUUGUUUUAGAAUUGAAUGUGGCCAGAUUGAUCCUUGAUUUUGGAGAGAUCCCAUUUCAACAAAUACUUCUAAAGUGAAAGAAUUGAGGUAAAACUCUUACAGGAGCAUAGGUGACUGUAUUUUCUGGAUUCUGGAAGUAGAUAUCCAUGUGCACUUAAAACUAUCUUCUAUAAACAUUGCCUAGUGCCAAUUAUAGGAUUCUCAGUUCUUACUAAAUUGUAUUAGCAGGAGCUGGUAAUUUAUUUACUUGGUUAUCACAUGUAACUCUUAAAUUUGAACUAUACUUGAAGGACAGUGUUGAUGUCAGGUACUUACAGUGGCUGGGAGAUAGCAGUGUUAUUAAUAUAAGCUGCAUAUAUAAUAUUCAAUAACUGCCAUAUAUAACAAAAUUACUUUCACAAACUCAGUAUCCCAUUUUGUGUCCUAUUCCUAUAACCUGCAUUCUCCAGAUUUUCAAAAUAUAUUUAUUGGAUCAAUUUAUUUUCUUUCUAAAAUAGCUACAGAUUUAUUCAAAUGUUUCAUUACCAAUUUAUAUUUUAGUUCCUUCAUCUGCUAUGUGUCAUUCUCUGCUUCGAUUUCCAUGAUUCUGCAUGGUUUGAAAACAAUAGAGAAUUAUUAAUUACAUUUUAAAAAUGUGUUAAUGUCACAAUAAAGUCGUCAUUACUAUAAAUGUUUUUUGUUAUUUAAGACCUUUGUAGACAUUGAUAAACAGCAGUAAUUAGGUGCAGUAUUUAUUUUAUGUUUUUGUUUUCGUUUCAUUGUUUAUUUUCAGUAAGCCCUGGAGAAUUUAGCUUGCAUUUGAUUCAGUUUUACUGAGAUUUUUCCCCGUAUUUAGUUUUGAAUGAGGAAAAUUGUACUCAUUUGUAAAAACCUUGUUAUUGUUUCCUACCAUCAUUUAAAAAUAAUCAGACUUGGACUGUUUUUAGCCUUAAGGUUAGUGUGUGAUGAGAGCAAAAAGUUUGUGAAUACUGGAAAUAAUGUGGAAAUCUAAUGUGGAAGACAAUGAAAAAAAUGUCCACAAAUCCGUAUUUGUAGUAGUUUUGGUUUGUUUCCUUUUAGAAAAGAUGCAGGAACCAAGAAGGAAAAUAUAGUAGUUUUAUUUAUGUGAUGCCCCUAUUAUUUGAAGAUUUUCUUUUUCCUUAAUAGAGGCUACUUCCUAUCGAUAUUCAAAAAUUAAACUCUGGUCAGCAGUUUUGCUAAUAUAAAAUAUGUCUGCUUUGUCCAUUGCUGAAUUUGAAAGGAUGUUGAAUUUCCAACCACUGAAAAAGAGAAAUAAGCAAACUCAUUUCAGCAACAUCAAAACAUUUCUGCUUCUCAUAGUAAAAAUCUGAGUGUUUUUUGCAGAUCCUAAAAAAAAAAAAAAGUUUCUUAGCAAUGAAAUUGCUGUUAAAACAAUUUAAAUCAAAUACUUUUGUGUACAGAAAAUGCCUGUAGUAGGUAAAUAGAAAAAUAUAAAAUGUUGACAUGUUUUAUUUUAGAACUAAAUGGAGAAAUGCCAAAGAGGAAUCCUUCACUGCGUUAUGAAGCUAUUCAAGUGUUCUUUUGGACUUUAUAAAAAUCUUUACUAGAUUUUAAAAUUGAAAAAUAUCUUUUUGCAAAGGUCUUUAAGAGAAAAGUGUUCAAUUUAUCAAAAUCUCCAUAGUAACCAGCUUUAACCUAAAGCAUUUUAAGAUUUUUUUUUUUAAAGCUUGAAUUUCUCCAGUAUAUGAGAUAGUUCAGGACAAUCUGUUAACAGUCCUUAGAGGAAACAAUUUGCAAAACACGGCAGCUAAUCUCAUACUCUAAAAUUGGAAUUUAAAUAAUUUGAUUGUUUCUGAAAAAUAGGCAGUGUUGGAAUUGGGGGACAUUAGUUUAGCAUAUUAGAAAAGCAUAACUAUUCUCUAGUAUAGUUAUACCUUUAAAAUAAGUAAUGUCUUCAAUCAUAUUAGGGGGCUAUAUAUAAAUAGUCUUGAAAUGAAUGUAGUUUAUUUAUUUAAAAGGUAAAAAUGCAUUCUGAAAGGGAUCAUUUAUGCAUAAUAAUCUGAAGACAUUUUUCAUAAACAAUACAUUUUGGUUGUACAUCUUGCUAGUGUUUUUUGAAGUACAUAACUUUUAAAAUAUUAACUGUCUUGUAUGAUUAGAAUAUGUGAAUGAAUAAUUUAUUUUGUGUCAGGAAUGUUUUGGUAUUUACUGUGUUUUCACUGGAACCACUUAAUGUAUCAGCAGAUACUGUUGUGUAUAACAUGUUCUGAAGAUCCUAGUUAUUGUGCAUAACAGAUUGUGCCUCUUAGAUUUGUGUGUAUACAGGUAUUUCACAUUUUAAUGUAAAUAAAUACCACUUUGCAGUUUGUUUUUUAAA
Mesoplodon densirostris (Blainville's beaked whale) is the source of this 4075-nucleotide messenger RNA. It is a transcript of the gene HSPA13, whose product is annotated as heat shock protein family A (Hsp70) member 13. The transcript is spliced from 6 exons. Gene Ontology annotation, biological process: cellular response to unfolded protein; protein refolding; vesicle-mediated transport. The coding region runs from base 130 to 1590 and encodes 486 amino acids. Gene Ontology annotation, cellular component: cytosol; nucleus; cytoplasm. Gene Ontology annotation, molecular function: ATP-dependent protein folding chaperone; heat shock protein binding; ATP binding. The record is from RefSeq and is a predicted model, not a curated record. Lineage: Eukaryota; Metazoa; Chordata; Mammalia; Artiodactyla; Ziphiidae.